This is a messenger RNA of Oncorhynchus mykiss (rainbow trout), 4277 nucleotides long. RefSeq names its product ankyrin repeat domain-containing protein 10. Lineage: Eukaryota; Metazoa; Chordata; Actinopteri; Salmoniformes; Salmonidae. Gene Ontology annotation, molecular function: protein binding. The record is from RefSeq and is a predicted model, not a curated record.
GACAAGAAACUCGAGCCUCAUCACUGUCUCUGUGUGCUCAAUGUUGCAAGCAAGCAGGGUGACGGUGCCUUACUGAAAAGGCACUCAAAGAAGCAUUACCACAAUAAUUACAUUUGGAAACAGGCGACUGCGUUUACCGGUACCUUGCUAAAAUAGUAUUUUAUAUUAGUUUGAUAAUGUCGGUGGGCAUUCAGUCGGGAUUUUCAAGUGAAGAGGUUCUGAACGUUCGCUUCCCACUCCACCGGGCGUGCAGGGAUGGAGAUAUCGGUGCGUUGUGCUCGCUUCUUCAGUGCACCUCAAACCCGGCGGAUUUAGCCGUGGAGGACUCUUUCUAUGGCUGGACACCCAUACAUUGGGCUGCUCAUUUUGGAAAGUUGGAGUGUGUGAUGCGUCUGGUGCAGGUGGGCUGUGGGGUCAACGCGGUGACCACAAGGUUUGCUCAGACACCCACUCACAUCGCUGCGUUUGGGGGCCACCCAGAAUGCCUGCUGUGGCUGCUGCAAGCUGGCGCCGACAUCAACAGACAGGACUAUGUGGGUGAGACACCCAUCCAUAAGGCUGCCCGUGCAGGCAGUUUGGACUGUGUCAACGCUCUCCUGAUUCAGGGGGCGAAAGCUGAUAUGAGGAACGCUAGUGGGCUGUCCGCCGCUGACCUGGCCCAUGCCCAGGGGUUCCGCGAAUGUGCUGAGAUGCUCUCCAAUGCGCAGAACCUGCAGCAGAACCUGACCCAGACCCAGCUUAACGGCUUCUGUCUGAACGGUACCACCCAGAACGGAGGCCACUCCCACCCUCUCAUCCUAGGGCGGAGCCUCCUUAACGGGGCACCCAAUAGAAAGAGAUCGUUUGAUAACAUGGAAGCCAAUCAAAUCAAGAAGGCCAGAACUGACGGUAUGGGCCUGCCGCUGGGGAUGCUGAAUGGGUCGGUCUGCGGCGUCGGAGAGUUCCUGAUGGAGAGCAUGGAGUCAGCGCCACCGGCAGUGAGCUCAGGUGGGCCAGGACCCUUGGCAUUUGGGAUGAAUGGGUCUGCGCCGGUGCCAGGCCUGGUGGACCAGGGGGGAGUGGAGGUGUCCACACCGGCCCCUAAGGAGCUGGAGAUCUUCACUGUGGCCUCCAUGCAGAUCCCCUGUCGCUGCACUAACUCCUAUGCCUACCUGUAGAGACCUUAGAGUGCAUGUGUUGAGUGUUGACCCUCCUAGUCAUUGUAUCUUGGUAGAAUGUCCAUCAGGCCCUCUCUGGCCAUGUUCUCUCACUGAUGGAAUUAAUUUUAGUGCCAUUGUUGGGUUCUUGGCAUGAUAAUGAUAUAUUUCCCGGGUUCUAGAAAUAAAGGCAUAAAUAGUUAAUUUAUUGUAUUCUACAUACAUGUUAAGAAAUCCAUUGCCUUGCUACCAUACUUAAUUGAUAGAGAAACAUUAGUUUUAUGUUUUGUUGUUAUACCAGGUUCUUUGAAUGAUCCACACAAUUCUUGUUAAAUAGUCUUGUGUUUUUGGCAAAGCCCCUUACGAUGAGUGACUUCUGUUUUGCACAAUUAUCCCUCCACACCCUACAUUGCCCAAUGGUAACUGUAAUAAUGUUGUAAAAUUCUAAUCUACAUUCCUUUGAUGUAGAAACGCCCACACCUUGGGAACAACUUACUGAAACCAGCCUCACUUGGUUUCCGGAGAAGAAUAGGGAGAAGGUUAGACUUUGGUUAGUUCAAAUCCUAGAGGCUGCACUGAAGUUUCCCUCCGCAUCAUGAAUAUGCAAUGGCGGAAUUCUGACCUUUACGAAGAUAGACCAGUGGUUCCCAACUGUUUUUUAACCGUGGCACACCUUGAUGGGAUAGCAUUUCACUAUUAAUUUAUUUAGUGGUAAUGACCUCUUUAUUUUAUCUGAUCCAUACAGCAAAUAUAUUUUCUGUGACACGUUUUUUAUACAUUAAAUAUGGUUUGUUUGAAAUAGUUCCUUACUCAUGAUUGUCAUUGUGUGUGUGUACUAGAGGUCUUCGUGAAUCCAGCUGUACACGAAUCCCCGAGACCAGAUCUGGGAUGCAAGCGUGUCCGGAUCGAGAAUUCUUAAUAAUAUCAAGGGUCUGGGUCGGCUCUGAUAUGAUUGCCUUGGGUAUGUGUAAUUUUUAACUGACUUGCUAGGACCCACAUAAAUUCGAACACGAAUGCUGCAGUAGAGAGAGACAGAGAAGUUGUAUAAAUUUUGCUGCUGCUCUUUGUUUUUCAUGAAAGUGGUACGUGUAGCUUGUUGUUGGCCAAUCAUAAGAGCCAAUGUAUGCUUGGUCCGAAAAUGUGGUCAAGGCACGAUAUGGAUGGUGUGACACAAUUGCGGAGCCUCGGGGGGCACGCACAGGCCAAAUUGAGCUCUGUACCGCAUCGCCGUGCGCCACUCAAAUGCGGAGGUCUCCGUAUAGCGCCGCGUUGACUGAUUGGUUGACUAGGUGAGGGCGGGAGGUCCUGUAUAAACACAAACUGACUUCCUUGACAACUUCCUUCACUACAGCUCUGGGAGUUGUUUGUAACUAGAACGGGAAAGCGUAUGCAGCAUCAAAUAAUGUAGCUUGCGCUCUUAACUAGCUUCUCCCGGUUUGAUGCAGUCAAUAUAGGUACCAGUACUUAAUCAUAUAUGAUGAUAAAUAACCUAGCUAUGGCAGCGAUUAGUCUACUAUAGCUCAAGUCGGAUUGGUUGGUUGCGGUCUCUCCCGCCACUGUUCCUGUGUCGCUCAUUCACGCACACAGUAGCCUACCACACAGCAUGGCCCCUGCUAUAGCGUCAUUACUCUCUACCUCUUCCCUUGGGCUUUAUCAGCUCCGGUUAAUAAAGUAGCUUAAAAAUGUACUUGUCUGUUGCUUCAGGACCGGGUCUGUAUCGAUCAGGUCUAUACCGAACGGGUCUAGUUGUCCUCGGUUCUGUUCAGAACAGGUCUCUCUAUAUAGUUGUAUUUUAUUUAUGCAUAUCGGGUCCGGAUGGGAAACCCCAGGUCCAUUUUAGAAUGGAUCCAUCUUUUUUGACCCGUGAAGGCCUCUACCGGUUUAAGGGCGUCCCCGAAUCUGCACCAGAAAUAACAAAAUGUAGCACUGGUUAAAUAUGUAUUUUAGUUUUUAACGGUUUGCGCUACAAACAGGCGGGUUUCUGCAUUAUAAAGGUGCUACCAAGGACACAAAGCCAUGCUCUGUUUGUUUCUAUAGCACAGUGACUCCGGCUAAAUUUAAUCAGACUUUCCUGUUUUAAUGGUUUUCACAGACUAAGUAAAGUGAUACAAAUUAUAUAACCGACUCUAGUGCGCCAAAGUAAAAAUUCCAUGUGCAUUCCACAGGUCCCGUUUUAUAAGUGCGUGUUAAACAUCGUUUGGUGGCCACUGAGUUAAGACAUCCAGUACUGCAUUUAGUGGUAGUAAUGUUGUUGCACCACUUUGGCCAAUAAGGGGAUAAAGACAUAAUUUGUCCAUCAUGUCAGAAUGAAGAGACUACUAGAGAAUGUUCCUGCCCUUAAAGUAAAAAUAAGGGAAAGCAUAUUUUGUUUUAUCUGCUUUUUCUUUUAUUCCCCCUGAGAAAAUCUACCUUUUUGGACAUUUCUGGUGGUGACUCUGUCUCAUAGCUAUUUUUUUUAUACAAGAACUCCCUUGUUAUGCCAAAGCAUAUCUUUACGUUAAUCUUUACUGUGCAACUUUUCUGUAUUAUGUGAGCUUUUAGGUAUUUCCAAGGUGUGCUAUAUGGCCUGACCCUGUCCUAUUAGCUAGCAGACUGGAGACUUUGGUUGGAUUAACCCCUCCUAGUGCCCUCAUCUUCUCUCAUUCUACUUUUCUAGGAAAGGACUUUGUACGCUUUUCUGUAUAGCCUAUCUAUUGUGUCUGGUGUUGAAAAUUGUGAGUUUAUUUUGACUGUUUUUCUAAGUUUUUGCAGCUUUAUUUUGCUUGUGUUUUGUUGUAUUGCUUUGCUAACUGCAGUAAUGACAAAAUGUAGACGUUGAUCUAUGACAAAUGAGCGUGAUUAGUAGUGCUACAAUUUUUAUAAAGCAAGGCAAAGCUACUCUUGCCCAAGGCAUUUUUUUAAGAAGGAAAAACAGGAACCUUCAUAAAUCUAUUGGUCACAAACUUUAAAUCCCUCCCUGCAUACAUCUGCUUCAUGACAAUUUUUCGGUCGAGCAAUCCGCUCAGCAGUACUAUUCAGUCUGUACAGAAUCACAAAUGUUAAUGAGUAGAUGGCAUAGAUUGAUGCAAAUUAGAGCUGACACUCAGUGUGGAGUAGUUUUGUACGGUUUAAACUCAUUAAAAGGUAAUUAUUUUGAAUAAA